Molecule: messenger RNA, 534 nt
Organism: Symbiodinium sp. CCMP2592
Lineage: Eukaryota; Dinophyceae; Suessiales; Symbiodiniaceae
Source: the annotation of a GenBank genome assembly
AUGCCAUCUGACGUGCAGACGGUCCUCCUCCUCGUGUGGGGCUUCUACUGGCCGCACCAUCGGCAUUUUGUGGAGGAUAUGGAGCCGCUGCUGAGUACUGGCUGGCAUGGCUAUCAGCUUUACGAGCAGUGGGCUGACGUCAUUUACCGACUCGUGAUGCUGAACUUCUUGGAGGCCGAUGUCUUGAUGCGUGCCCGCAUCCAGCUGCAAAGGGCCGGGAGGUUGUACGCGAGCAGAUACGCGGUGCGGCUUCGCGAUCAAUGCAGGAUCGCCGCUCAAGUAUUGGACCGCGACCCGGACGACCGCCUCGAGGGGUUCCAAUGGUUGUGCGAAGGGAGCAACCCUCGCCUGAACGAGAGCUUCUUGCAUGCCAGUCGGGUUUCCGCAGCAGCCAGUUUUGUCAUCGAGCGCGGCGCUUCUGGGAGGCUGCAGGCUGGAGAGGAUGCUCUGUACGAUCGGGUCAUGCAGGAGACUGAGCGGCUCCGAACCGACGACGACAUGGACCCUUUUGAUGAUAUCAAUUUCCGCUUUUAA